UCUGACACUUCAGCGAUGGGUUUUUUAGGGGGAAAUAAAAAAGAACUUUUACCGUGUGCAUGAGAAAAACUUAAAAGGUUUUGUUCGAAUUUAUCUACAGAAAAUAUGGACCCAGAUUUGAUGACUUGGGUUCUAUAUGUGGUGUUUUAGAUUACAGCUUUUUCGUAAGAUGUGUUGUAUUAAAGUUGGAUUAGAUGUGGAUGAUCAUGCGAGGGGGUGUUUAAGAGGGUUCCCUAGGUCCAGUAGUACUGUUUGAUAGAUACACGUACGUUUCUUAUAAUAUGAAAUCAUGUAGCCAUCGGAAUCACCAGUUUGACAUGUUCACAUGUGUUUAUGGCUAUUUUUUUAGAGAGUUGAACUGAUUUUAGUAAAAGAUAUGACGUAAUUAUGAUGAGGCACUAACAAUCCUAACCUAUUUUAAAGGGAAUACGAGUCGCCAAUAAUUGGCUCCUGAUUUUGAACACGAUGACCCUAACUGUAUAUGUUUCUGUGGAAGCAUCUUGUUAUAGGAUUCUCAAGCAUGAAACUUUAAUUGCAUCAAUCCUAUCUAUCUUUCAGUUUGGCUGCAUUAGCAAUUUCAGUAUGGAAGCCAAGAGGGGACAGAAUGCAAUUCAACAACUGCUAGCUGCUGAACAAGAAGCUCAGCGAAUUGUUAAUGAAGCCAGAAAAGCUAAGUUGGCCAGAUUAAAACAGGCCAAAGAAGAGGCUGAGAAGGAGAUUGCCGAGUUUUGUGCUCAUAUAGAACUUGAAUUUCAGAGAAAGGUUGAGGAGAGCUAUGGGAUUCAGAUGCCAUUGUGAAACGGCUGGAGCAAGAAACAGAGGCAAAGAUCCAUCACCUGAAGACACAGGCUGCAAGAAUAUCCAAUGAUGUCGUACAGAUGCUUCUAAAUCAUGUG
This is a messenger RNA of Juglans microcarpa x Juglans regia, 896 nucleotides long. RefSeq names its product V-type proton ATPase subunit G1-like. Bases 466 to 798 code for a protein of 110 amino acids. Gene Ontology annotation, biological process: proton transmembrane transport. Lineage: Eukaryota; Viridiplantae; Streptophyta; Magnoliopsida; Fagales; Juglandaceae. The record is from RefSeq and is a predicted model, not a curated record. The transcript has 3 exons. Gene Ontology annotation, cellular component: vacuolar proton-transporting V-type ATPase complex. Gene Ontology annotation, molecular function: proton-transporting ATPase activity, rotational mechanism.